AAGCCGGCACGUUUUGUUUUGUAUUCCGAACGCGUAAUCGUAGUUGUUGAGUCGUGUGGUAUGCGUGUUGGUAGUUCACGCUUCGUUUAAGUGCGUCUGAUAGCGCCAAUAUUCUCGCAUGAGUGUAUUAAAAUCGAAACAAAAACAGUGUGAAUAAAGUUACAAAGACAAAAAUUGUGCGUCUUUGUGUCGUAAUGAACGGUCUUUUCAUUAGGACUUUACUGGAUUUUAAAGAAGAAAAUUGAAGGUCCAUCAGAGCGCAGUUGUGAAAGUGUGGACACGAUGUCAAACUUCCAACGAACAAGAAGUAAGGUGUGGUGGGGUGAUUCACCGCCGAAUGUAGGAAGCCCUGUAGCCGAACCAGGCUGGAACCAAAACAAUCGGAGGGAAGAUCAAGAUUGGGAGCCGCAGCUGCCACAUUGGAUCGCCAAUCAGGCUGAACAAAGGAACAAUAGUGAUGAUAACAUUGCUAGAGCGAACAAUGCUCCUAACCAGUGGCCCCUGCGGCAUGGCAGCCCCGGCAGCCAUAAGAGUCAAGAUUCCGGCUUCUCAGACUCCGAUAGUUCACCACCGACAUCUCAGUAUUAUUCGUCACCAGACAACUCUGAUAGAAAUAAAUCAUCUUGUAGUAGCGAUUCUAAUAAUAAUGAAAACAUUACAGUUAAACAAGCGAUAGAGUUCCAGAAUACUUUACAAAGUAAAGACGUUGUUGAUAGUUCGAAAUUAGCUAACGAUAAUUCAGAAACACCUACACCAAAACCCCGUUUGCGAAGUAGCAGUGUGAUACAAACUCCUUACGACUUACAGAAAUAUUGUGAAGUACACCAGGAUGAGGAACAUUUGCAGUUGCUUAAAGAUAAAGAAAAUGAAGAUACAAGUAAAUAUCCUACUCCAAAGAAUAUCAAUACUGCACCCCAGAAGGAUAGUACGAAAAGAACUAUAAAUAAAACGUUGAGUGAGAAUGCUUGUAAACCUAGUAAUAAAAAAGUGUCUACAAAUAACUUAAACAGUAUUGAAAAUAAAGUAAGUGCAAUAGAAAAUGAUACCAAAGAUAUUCCCAUCAAAAAUAUAAAUAUUUUAAGCCCAUCCAAGAAAUAUCCUCCGAAGAAGUUUGUUUCCAGCACUGAUAGCGAUAGCACUAAAAUAAGUAAAGUAGCAACUGUAAAAGAUUUAGAAACAAGUAAAAAUAAAUCUGAUGAUAGUAUAGAAUACAUAAAAUUAGGCAAUAACAAUGAAAUCGCUGUUAAUAAUCAACCAAGAGUACGGACUCCUAUAUCCAAUGUAUCCUAUGUGCCCACCGAAAGAGUUUUGGCAACAAAACCUGAAUAUAAACGAAGCAUGUCUCAAGAAGAUGAUAUACCAAUAACAAGCACUCCUAAAUUCCAGAGGAAUAGAUUAAACCAAUCGUUAAAUUUUGAAGCACAACGCUUAGACCAACAAAUAUUAGAUAUUCAAGAAGGAUAUCACUCCCUUGGUUACAUUGAUGAAGAUGAUUUGGAGCCUGUUAAGAAACAAUAUCCUAAAGAACAAAUACAUAAGCCAACAAAGACUUUAUUAGGAAAAAACAUAUUAGAUAGCCUUCAUCUAAAACCGUCCAAAAAAGCAGGACCUAAAGCCAAACAAAGAGUAGCAGCCAAGGAAAAAACAAAGGAGUUGAAACUAUUUUCUUCUAAAAAGGGUAAGCCUACAGUGGUUGAAAGUCAUGCUGGAGGUAUUUUAGAUGGAAGUAGAGUACCAUCUUUGGGUCUACCGAGAACCAAAGAACAAGAUUCUUGGGUUAUUGUAGGUCAUCCAGUAAAAGAAAUGCUGAUACCGCAUUAUAAUGAAAGGCUUGUGGCCACUGAGAGUGAUAUCAAUCUACAAAGCAGAGACAAUUCUAAUAACAAAGACAGUUCUUUGAAACAAAGAAAAGUUACUCCACCAUUAGAAUUUCAAGAUAAACAGAAAAUACCAUACGACGCAAAUACAAAAGAAAAUAAGAACUUAACACACGAUUCGAAAAGAGAGAAAUUAAAAGACGAUGAAAUGAAUUUCUUAGACCUACAACUAGAUUUGGCUUGUGCGUCCACACCAAAAAUGUUAGCGCCACAAGACUACAUGAAUGGCGUCGGAAAUAGUAACAAAAAGAAUGUGCGUAGAGUAAAUCUUUUAGAAAACUUCAAUAGCGGGCUCGUUAUGAACAAUCAGAACGAGAUACUGUACAGAGAAAGAAGUAUAGAUCAGACUACAUUGGAGAGGCUGUGUGACCGGAGGCCGGAGCCGGUACAGUACUGGUUGUGCGAUUUGGUCGGCUCUUGUGAGAAUGAAUGUAUGACGACAUUGCAGAGCAAGCCUCUGGGCGCAGAGAUGAAAGCUAUGGUCUCCGCUAGCUCGGCGACUAUAACUGGCAACAUUAAAAAAGUUCAGACACACGGACAAAUUAUCGUACACCAGUAUAGCGAUGUAUUAAGGCAAAUGGAGGCGAAAAAAACAAGCGAGGAACAAAUAUGUUUAUUAGUAGCCAAUAUAAAUGAAUUCGUAUUGGCUCAUAGCAUUACUCUCAAUACAAAACCACCCGGGGAAACCCCGGAGAGGUGGGACAAAAUAAAAAUAUCGUUGCAGAUGUAUUUACAAAAGCUAAUAGACAUCGGUGAAGAUGUGAAGAUUGAACUGAACGAAUCAAACCCAGAAUGGACUUUGGUCGAGAAACACCUGGAUACAUUGAUUGGUAUCUUUUUGGAAACUACCAAAGCAGUGCUGGUGCAACAGAUGAAGACCCUGGUAUCUAUAAUAGAAGAACCACCUUCUGACAUGAUACUAAAAAGUACGCUAACCUCCAUCGGCCAUUUAGCCAUGUUGAGCGACAACACCGACAACAAUCUGCACGAAAAGUGCUCUAAAAUCAUUAAGAGCAUAACAGAACUACCGUUCGUAGACUGCGGGGUGCCUAGGGCUUUGCUAACGGCCAUUAUCGAGUCUAACAAGAGCUCGGUUAAGGCGCUGUCUCUACGCGCCUUAGCUACGGUGUGCGUUACAGCUGAAGCUAUCAAGCAAUUCGAAGAGGGUGGCGGUAUAGAGAUCCUGUCCGACAUUCUAUCAGACGAGUCCAACCCGGAGCCACAAAUGCGGGAAGCGAUCACCGUCCUCACUCAGAUCACGGCGCCAUGGUUGAGGGGUCAUCAUGAUUUGACCCAGCUGCAUUUCUAUUUGAACACCAUUGUGGAUAAUAUUACUGCUAUUCUAUCUCGAACGGAGUGUUGCCAGCUUCUGCUAUUAUGCACAGCGUGCCUUGUUAACCUCGUGCGAGAAUUAGAAUUGGAAAAAGAGGAACAAAUAAACUGUGACAUCAUAGAAGUAAUGACACGACAUCGUACUGUGGAGCGACUUCUUGAUGCAGUCAAGCGAAGAGGCCCAAAUAUCUCUGUAUUCCUACAGGAGCAAACGGCGUCGCUGCUGGCGUCGCUGUCGCGCGUGACGCGCUGCCUGCUGCAGCUGUCGCGCGCGGCGGCGGCGAGCGUGGCGCUGGUGUGCUUCACGCGCGCCGCGCCCGCGCACGCGCCGCGCGCCGCCGAGCUGCGCGCGCAGCACCGCCUGCACUGCCACGCUGCCGAGGCUAUAUCUAGACUGGUCAUAGUCCCAGACGUCGCUCAACAAAUCGUACAGUUGGAGGGCAUUCCUCAUCUUAUCCGCCUGGUUAGGAUGCAGAGAACGCGGCCACAUGUCGAAUCUAACCCGGACCAAACCCUCAUACAUUGCCUCAAAGCGCUCAGGACUCUAUACAAACACCACCCAGAUGCCUUCAAGGAUUAUCAAAAAGAUGUCGACGAAAUGAUCCGACCGCAUCUAAUGGAAUCUCUUAUGACGUUCUCGGCGAAGCAAGAGAGCUAUGUGUAGAGUUUUAGAAGAGCGCCAUCUGUUGGCGAAUAGCUUUCUCGAAGGAGACUGAACAUUUUGAUUACUAGCAAUACAUUAAUAAACUAAAUAUUAUCAUCUUUAGUAUUUUAAUCUAAAUUAUAAAUAAAUUAAAAGACAAUUUUCUCAGCUAUUUAAAAUUAACAUCCAGUAAUUACACUCAGAACAAUGACAAAUGAAAUUAUUCAGGCUCAUAUUUGCCAUACAUUCCAAUAAAAUGUCUUGUAAAUAUAUUUAAUUUUGUUUUGUAGUUUCUUUAUUGUGAAGUGACUGUAUCAGAGGCCAUACCUAAUAUAUUGCUAGUCAAAUAGAUCCAAUGUUUUAUUUGUAUAACGGCGUACAGAAAUUAAAUAUUAGUUUAAGAAAUAUUCCAAAUUUAAAUUUGCACAUCUGAACUCCACUUUUUUUAUAAUUUCGUUCUUUUUAGAUCGUGCUUAUUUAU
Messenger RNA from Zerene cesonia (dogface butterfly), 4333 nucleotides. RefSeq lists its product as uncharacterized. The record is from RefSeq and is a predicted model, not a curated record. The coding region runs from base 283 to 3873 and encodes 1196 amino acids. Gene Ontology annotation, biological process: asymmetric cell division; regulation of asymmetric cell division; establishment of mitotic spindle orientation. Lineage: Eukaryota; Metazoa; Arthropoda; Insecta; Lepidoptera; Pieridae. The transcript has 10 exons. Gene Ontology annotation, cellular component: apical cortex. Gene Ontology annotation, molecular function: cytoskeletal adaptor activity.